Molecule: messenger RNA, 570 nt
Organism: Phytophthora infestans T30-4
Lineage: Eukaryota; Oomycota; Peronosporomycetes; Peronosporales; Peronosporaceae
Exons: 2
Coding region: 1-570 (189 amino acids)
Source: RefSeq, a predicted model, not a curated record
AUGAGCUCGGUUCCGACAUCUGCAGCCGUUCCGAGCUCUCCGGAGCCCACCAAGAUAACGUUAGCGUCUCCAAAUGUCGACUACGAGGCCGUGAAGACCCUUGUGGAGGUUGAAGACGGAGCUCUCGAACCUGGCGGUGCUCCGUCCGUCUUCUCGUGGCAGCACGUCGGUCUGCUCGCUCACAUCGCUUCGGUUGGCGUCGUCUACGGCACGUUGUCGGGCGUCAUCUAUGCAUGUCGGCGACUACCUCGAGCACUGCGUUUGUUCACUGCGAUCUUGUCCGACUGCUAUCCGAUCUUCGGCUACCGACGCCGUCCGUACCUGAUUCUGGGCUGUCUGCUGACGUUCGUGUGCUGCUUCCUCAUGGCGGUGCUGCCUCUGGGCGAUCCGUACUACCGAGACCCAGCACUCGCUGACAUUGACGAAGACGAGCUUACGGCUGAGCAGCUGGCCAUGAUCAACCACGACGCACCGGAUAAAGGCAUCAAGCUCAUCAUCCUGUUCGUGUUCGCCAACCUGGGCACGGCGAUCUCGUUCGGCGCCUCGGAUGGCUACACAGCAAGCUGCUAG